AUGGUGGUGGCGAAGAAGAAGAUGACGAAACAAUGGCAAAAAAUACAAAAAGAUGAUGGCGAUGAUGGUGAUUAUGAUGUACAAGAUGGUGACGACCGGAAAAAUGGAAAUAAUAAUAAUAAUAAUAAUAAUAAUAAUAAUAAUAAAGAGAAGGCUGACCUCGCUUGGUCGAUGGCUUGCAGAAAUGAGAUAAGAAAUUAUAACGAUUGGCUGGAUGUGCAGAGCUGCAUGGAUGAAUCGGACCCGAGCGAGAUCAUGAAAUUUGAAAGAAGUCAUUUGUGUUGCCCGAAAAUGAUUCUUUCAAUAUUAACCGCCAUUAUUCUCUUAAGAACUGCACAUAGUAAUGUAUCACAUCACGAUAGAUCAUUCUAUCACAUGGAUGGUCUCUUUUAUUCUACAACUAUUCAGUUGUCGCAGGGUUCAUUUCUGGACAGGAUUGAAUAUUUGAUCCACGAACAACAUAACACGAUAGAAAAGCCAGAAGACUCAUUAUUAAUGAGCAGCCAAGCAAAGCAUUCGACUCAAGGCACCAGUCAGUUUAACACGAGUACAUUAUCGCCACAUGUGUUAAUGAGCCGCCCACACAUCAAGUAUUACCAGGAUAUUAAGAAUCUGAAAGGCAACAUUUCAUUACAAGUCCUGUCGCUAUCGUUUGACUCCACCAACAAUCUCCUUUUAAUGCAAACUGCCGCCAAGGAUGAGAGUCGUUUCACGCUCCUGAUCGGAUCGCUCUGUGGCAAGCUAUUUUCGAAUUAUACACUGUUAGACUAUAGUGACUUGCGCGAUCGCAGAGACAAGUUUGAGAAUAUUUUGAAACUGGCAUCUUCUGAAGUAAAUGUAAAGGGAAAAAUUCACAACUUGAGAUCUAAGAAGAACGAUUUACAUGAUAAAAACAUUGAUACCGAAUCAAAAACAAACAAUUUUCAGCAAAGCAACUUGAACCAUCAGCUUGUUUUGUUAUACAAAGAAGCGAAAAGUUUAGAUUUUGCUAAAAUUGGACCAUUCGCGAUUCACGAUAAAAAAAUUUUCUUCGUUUUACAAAAGUUUGAUCUGUCUGAUAUAAAAUUGAAAACCAACGUUAUAGAGAUUCGAGAGUUACAUUCCAAAUGCAGAGACGGAUCUGAACUGGAAUACCCGAUAUUAGCCACGGAUAGUUUGUUUGAUUUGCUGGAAUGCUCCACUCACGUGUCGGAAAUUGUUAAAGAACAGUACGUGGGUACGAAUUCCUUCCGUCCAUUGGAUGUCUUACUUGUAGUGCCAGACAAGCAGGUUCUCUACUUCUUUAUCCAAAUUUUAAAAAUUUCAAAUAUCUCGUCGACAGACUCAAGCAAAGCCUCAUCCUUUAUCGAGUCGAUAGUUCAGCUGUACGCCGUUUCAAAUCGGUCACAGAACUUCGGUGUUAUCUAUGAGAAGUUCAUCGAUUCAUAUUAUUUCAAAUUUCUUCUAAACCAACUGGGUGGUUUGAGUUACAAGAACAAGUGUUUAUGCUGGGCAGCUAUUGACCACAUCGUCUGCGGUCGAUGGAUAAAUGGUCAGCUGUCUGGGGUUCGAACGCAUCUCGAAACUGGAAAGGCCAGCGAAGUUUGUGAAGUCUCAGAAACAGAUCCGCCAUUAGCCAACCUGAUAACCGGCAUAUCAAUAGCAAAAAUGGAGUUUGGUGGUGAAUUGGAAAUAUACUUCGGCUGUCUGGCCCAAACUGAAAACAUGGGAGGAUUGGGAUUUGUCAGGUCGAACGAGAAGAAAGAAUUGCUUUCAAUCAGUUUUUUGGAUUCUUAUGACAACCGCCGUUGUAGCAGUACGGUCUAUCAGAGGUACAUCUUAUUGCCUGAGUGA
Messenger RNA from Helobdella robusta, 1833 nucleotides. RefSeq lists its product as hypothetical. The transcript has 6 exons. Bases 1 to 1833 code for a protein of 610 amino acids. The record is from RefSeq and is a predicted model, not a curated record. Lineage: Eukaryota; Metazoa; Annelida; Clitellata; Rhynchobdellida; Glossiphoniidae.